This is a messenger RNA of Populus trichocarpa (black cottonwood), 996 nucleotides long. RefSeq names its product ATP-dependent Clp protease adapter protein CLPS2, chloroplastic. NCBI's taxonomy places the organism in Eukaryota, Viridiplantae, Streptophyta, Magnoliopsida, Malpighiales, Salicaceae. Gene Ontology annotation, biological process: protein catabolic process; proteolysis. The coding region runs from base 176 to 658 and encodes 160 amino acids. The transcript is spliced from 4 exons. The record is from RefSeq and is a predicted model, not a curated record.
AACAAAUGACACUACACUGCUCUUAGUAGGCGGUAGACAAACAACCACCCAGAGUGUAUUAUAGCCAUAGACGGAGCCCUAAAGCCAACUAGAUCCCUCUGCUUCGUCUUCUUUCCUGAGACUCUCUAUUAUAGCUACAAGAUUUCGCUAUAGGAGUAUACACAAAACUAGGAAAAUGGCAUUAUUUACAGCAGCAUCCACGACACGGUUUUCCUCUACAAAGCUGCAGUCUGUCCACUUCAACAGCAUUGACGGUCCAAUCCCCACUCAUAGCACGAGGGCAAAUUUCCCACAAAAAAGAGUAAUUGCUAUGUCUACGAAUCUCGCUGUUAAGGCUUCCUUCACCAAGGGAGGUACUGGAGUCUUGGAACGCCCCACUUUUGAUCAAUCCCAGUUUGACCCUUCUUCUCAAGCUCUCGAAGGAGGGGAUAUCGGACGACUAAGGGAUAAGAGAGGUGUUGGGAGUGGAGAUAGCUAUAGAGUCUUGCUAAUUGAUGAUGCUCGUCAUUCUGAAAGGUUAGUUGCAAAGGUAUUACCUCAAGCUGUUCCAUCAGUAACACCCGAUGAUGCUAGAAAACUAUUUCAUGAGUCACGAGAAAAUGGCGUAGCAGUUGUUAUAGUCACAGUUAAGAAAUCAGAGGAGACCCCAAAGGAAUGAGGGAUUACCAGCAUUGUGAUUUAAAAGGUGUUCAUCCAUGUACCAGCACUCAUGCGCACACAGCAUUUAAUCUCCUUUUCUUUUGACAAAUUUAUGUUGAAGAACUUCUGUUACAUUUGCUUUUAUAGUUAAACCACGUAUUACCAUCCUAACAAGACGACAGAGUUAGCUGAUGCACCUAUGAUGUGGAAAUGUUAUCUUGAUGGCUGCUUUUAAUAUGACAAUGUAAAACAUGUCUAGCACUAACCUUAUGACUGUUGGUCCUACCUGUACUUGUUGGUGGAUUUAGAUAACCAUGAUUAAUGAGUUGCCUAGUUAAGCUAUCUAAGAUGAGUGGU